This is a messenger RNA of Hyla sarda, 1894 nucleotides long. It is a transcript of the gene FBXO3, whose product is annotated as F-box protein 3. The transcript has 11 exons. Bases 55 to 1449 code for a protein of 464 amino acids. Gene Ontology annotation, molecular function: protein binding. The record is from RefSeq and is a predicted model, not a curated record. Lineage: Eukaryota; Metazoa; Chordata; Amphibia; Anura; Hylidae.
GUUAGGAAUGCCGGAUGGGGCGUGGCAUCGUUUUGAGAGGGGCGUUGUCUUUCGAUGGGAAGGGGAGGAGCCGCGACUGUUCAGCUGGUCGCCUCCAAGAUGGCGGGGACCAACGAGCUGGGUCUGGCGGAUCUGCCGUCCGAUCCGCUGCUCCUGAUCCUGUCUUACCUGGACUUCCGGGACCUGCUCAGUUGCAGUUUCCUGAACAGAAGAUUUAACCAACUUUGUAACCAUGAUCCUCUAUGGAAGUGGCCGUGUCUGAAGUAUUGGCUGGUGUCCGAGGACAAGAAGACCCAGAAGAACCACAGCUGGAAAACAACAUUUAUAGAAUAUUAUACGGAUCUUGGACGGUAUAUACAUCACUAUGCAAAUCUGAAGGCGGCCUGGGACGCUCUGAAGGCUUAUCUGGAAGAACACUGCCCCAGAAUGAUCAGCUCGCUUAAAGCCGGUGUGCAGGAGGAGGACCUUAAUACCAUAGAAGAUAGGAUAGGCUCCAAACUCCCUGAUGAUUAUCGCUGCUCCCUGCGGAUUCACAAUGGACAGAAGCUUGUGGUACCCGGGUUGAUGGGCAGCAUGGCUUUAUCCAACCACUACCGCUCUGAGGACUUGUUGGACAUAGAUACAGCAGCGGGCGGCUUCCAGCGCAGGAUCGGCCUCAACCAGUGCCUUCCUAUCACCUUCUGCAUCCACACUGGGCUCAGCCAGUACUUGGCUCUGGCUGACAUCGAAGGGAGGUGUCGCAACGAGAUAUUUUAUCAAUGUCCGGACCAGACGACGCAUAACCCUGCAGCUCUGGACAUGUUUGUUACAGGUACCUCUUUUACCCAGUGGUUUACAUCGUAUGUGCAGCAUGUUGUCUCAGGUGACUAUCCCAUCAUCAGGGACCAGAUUUUCAGGUACGAGCAUGACAAGGACUGUGUGGCAACUACUGACGAGAUCACCAUAUCGGUCUCCACUUCCUUCCUGCCGGAGCUCAGCUCCAUUCACCCUCCACAUUACUUCUUCACCUACAGAAUCAGAAUGGAAAUGGCCAAAAAUGCUUUGCCAGAGAAGGCCUGUCAGCUUGAUAGCCGCUACUGGAGAAUCACAAACGCGAAGGGAAACGUGGAGGAGGUGCAAGGCCCGGGAGUCGUAGGAGAUUACCCCCAACUAAGGGCGGGUAGAGUGUACGAGUACACAAGCUGCACCACGUUCUCCACAACUUCUGGGUAUAUGGAGGGGAGUUAUACAUUCCACCGGUUGGACAACAAGAACGAGGUCUUCACCGUCGCCAUCCCCCGUUUCCAUAUGAAAUGUCCCACGUUUCGGGUGUCUGACGUCGCUACAGAAGAGAGCUGCAAUGAUUGUUUCCUACACGAUGAUGACUCCACAGACACAGAUGAAUACGAAGAGCGGAGGAGAGUUUUGGACAUGCCCAAUCCCCCUGUGCUUUGCCCGCGCUACACCUGAGCGGGCACCACCUGUAUCCUGCAGCCAGUGGAGUCCUCUCGCCCAGGAUCCUUUUUUUUUUUUUUUUUUGCAUUUAUCUGCUCUGGGAGUUCGGCCAGGCUUCCCGCUUCCUGCCCGCGGCCUGUAUCUACGCUGUGACGUCCUGUUUGCGUAUUCUCUAGCCCGCCAUUUACCACUACGAAGGGAGAGAUCGCCUUCGGCGCUCUGCGGUAUCUCAUCGGCUUCAAGCCUGAGCUAGAAGUCUCGACUGCGGACGCUGCUUACUUUUCUAAUUUAUGUGCGAAUCCUAUAAGAACCACUACGUUGGUUUUUCUUGCGAUCUUCGAAUGAAAGAGACUAAGCAUCCGAACAUUCUCUCUUUUCUAUGAGGUUUUGUGUUCCGGGGGAAUUUAUUGUGUGUGCAAAAUGCUUUGGGGGAUAAAAAAAAAAAAAAAAAAAAAGCUUU